AUGCGAGUAGUCGAAUAUGCUAACGAGCCGUUGCGGGCAUUAUGGAUAUCAUACGACAGAAAGCCUGGAUGUGGGGCAAACGAAAAUGAUAAAGCUCGACCUACCAUAGUCGAUCCAAAGAAAGAUGACGAGACAAAGAUGCAGACAGAGGAAAUUGUAGACGAUGAGCAGAUCAAUAGCGAUGAUGAUGAAAAAUUCUCAUGUCGAAAUUCCUGGCCGCUGGUAGAAGACCUCCAACGCAGGUGGCCUCGAAUGAAUCGUUUGAUCCUCGAUUGCAUUCGGUCGUUACUCGCGCAAAAACUAUUGAUGAUUACAAGAACCUACGCAUCUUGGGAGAAGCGCUUAUGGGGUUGUCAAGGUGCAUACAAUGCGAAAGAUCCAGAAAAGGAAUUAGUGAUAUUGAAGUUUGUCUUCAAGUCAAGGAUUCUUGUCGACAGUGGAUACAUCAUGAAGUACUCGGAAAUAUUCCGUCAGAUACGCAUUCUCCAUACACUCCGGCAACUCUCUCACCCAAAUAUAGUACACAUGAUUGCCUGUGCGGUUGGGCACUUGCACAAGAAUGAUGUCGCGCAUGGGGAUGUCAAAAAACAAGAAUGUUAUUUGGAUGAGGAUGGUAACAGACGGUUGAUUGAUUUUGCGAGUGCUGCAUAUAUUCAAGAAGGCAAACAGGACAAUAAAUUCCGUGGAACUUUGGAUUAUGCUGCGCCUGAGAUGUUGACCAGUCGGGAAUAUGACGGUCUUCCGCAAGAUAUCAGGGUCUUGUUAUCUUAUAUAUAG
Paraglomus occultum is the source of this 777-nucleotide messenger RNA. NCBI's taxonomy places the organism in Eukaryota, Fungi, Glomeromycota, Glomeromycetes, Paraglomerales, Paraglomeraceae. The record is from the annotation of a GenBank genome assembly.